AUGGCGAGAAGGGGCUGCUAUCAGGCCGGGUGUCACCCAUCACAGAUGAAACCACGGUGCUCAGCGCUGAUGACCAUUCCACACUCACUCACAGCCCCGAAACCCACCGUGGACCCCGCGUCCCCCGCCCCCCGCGCCCGCCCCUCCUCCGGCUCCGCCCAGCCUCCGCCCUCUCCUCCGGGUGCCGCGCGCUCGGCGGGAGGUCUUCUCGCGGGACUGCCCCGCGAGAGCCCGGAAGAGGCACUGCAGCUCCUUCGCCGGAGGCCGCUCUCUCUCCGCUCCUCUAUGAAUCUCUUUGUGACCCGUCGCAUUGCACCCGAGUCUCAGAAAAAUGAAGAAGUUUUCAAAGUGAAGAAAUCAAGUUAUAGCAAAAAGAUAGUAAAAUUACUUAAGAAAGAAUAUAAAGAAGAUCUUGAAAAAUCGAAGAUUAAGACAGAACUCAACUCGUCAGCAGACAAUGAACCGCCUUUGGACAAAACAGGACACGUUAAGGACCCCAGCCAAGAAGACGGAGCUGCUGUGGGUGAGCACGGGGAAGACGAAAUGGACAUGGAAAGCGAGAAGGAAGAAGAGAAGCCCAAGGCUGGCGGCGGAGCCUUUUCAAAUGCUCUGUCGUCUUUGAAUGUUCUCCGUCCAGGAGAAAUCCCAGACGCGGCGUUCAUACAUGCCGCCAGGAAGAAGCGGCAGAUGGCCCGGGAGCUGGGGGACUUCACGCCGCACGACAGCGAGCCCGGGAAAGGCCGCCUUGUUCGGGAAGAUGAGAAUGACGCCAGCGAUGACGAAGACGACGAUGAGAAACGCCGGAUAGUGUUUUCUGUGAAAGAGAAGUCACAGAGACAGAAAAUUGCCGAGGAAAUAGGCAUUGAGGGGAGCGAUGACGACGCGUUAGUCGCUGGGGAGCAGGACGAGGAGCUCAGCCGAUGGGAGCAGGAGCAGAUAAGAAAAGGAAUUAACAUCCCUCAGGUCCAAGCCAGCCAGCCCGCGGAAGUGAACAUGUACUACCCGAAUACUUACCCGACAAUGCCUUACGGCUCCUCCUACGGCAUUCCUUACAGUUACACGGCCUAUGGGUCUUCUGACGGCAAAUCUCAAAAAACAGAUAAUUCAGCCCCUUUCAAAACUCCCAGUAAUGAGAUGACUCCCGUUACUAUUGAUUUGGUAAAGAAACAGCUUAAAGACAGGUUGGACUCCAUGAAAGACGUGCACAAAGCAAACCGCCAGCAGCACGAGAAGCACCUGCAAAGCCGCGUGGACUCCACCAGGGCCAUUGAGAGACUCGAAGGGUCUUCUGGGGGGAUUGGUGAACGGUAUAAGUUUUUGCAAGAGAUGCGAGGGUAUGUCCAAGACUUGCUUGAGUGUUUCAGUGAAAAGGUGCCACUGAUUAAUGAACUUGAAUCAUCAAUACAUCAGCUGUACAAACAGCGAGCUUCCCGCCUUGUCCAAAGACGACAAGAUGAUAUUAAAGAUGAAUCUUCGGAGUUUUCAAGCCAUUCAAAUAAGGCUCUGAUGGCACCAAAUCUCGAUUCCUUUGGGCGCGAUCGGGCCCUGUAUCAGGAGCACGCAAAGCGGCGGAUCGCAGAGCGCGAGGCCCGGAGGACUCGGCGUCGACAAGCCAGGGAGCAAACGGGGAAAAUGGCAGAUCACCUGGAAGGCCUCUCCAGUGACGACGAGGAGACAUCCACAGACAUCACCAACUUCAACCUGGAGAAAGAUCGCAUUUCCAAGGAGUCCAGCAAGGUGUUUGAAGAUGUCCUGGAGAGCUUCUACUCCAUCGACUGCAUUAAAUCCCAGUUUGAAGCCUGGCGUUCAAGAUACUACACGUCCUACAAGGAUGCUUACAUCGGCCUUUGUCUGCCCAAGCUGUUCAACCCCCUCAUACGGCUGCAGCUUCUCACCUGGACUCCUCUGGAGGCCAAGUGUCGGGACUUUGAGAAUAUGCUGUGGUUUGAAUCGCUGCUGUUUUAUGGUUGUGAAGAGCGAGAGCAGGAGAGAGAGGACGUGGACAUUGCGCUGCUGCCCACCAUUGUGGAGAAGGUGAUCCUCCCUAAGCUCACAGUGAUCGCUGAACACAUGUGGGACCCCUUUUCUACAACACAGACUUCAAGAAUGGUUGGAAUCACGUUAAAAUUAGUAAAUGGAUAUCCUUCAGUAGCGAAUGCAGAAAACAAAAACACACAGGUGUAUCUGAAAGCGCUCUUGCUGAGAAUGAGGAGAACUUUAGAUGAUGAUGUAUUCAUGCCCUUAUAUCCCAAAAAUGUCUUAGAAAAUAAAAACUCGGGGCCUUACUUGUUUUUUCAACGGCAGUUUUGGUCUUCAGUUAAGCUCUUAGGGAAUUUUCUUCAAUGGUAUGGCAUUUUCUCCAAUAAAACUCUUCAGGAGUUAUCAAUAGAUGGCUUAUUAAAUAGAUAUAUUCUCAUGGCUUUUCAGAAUUCAGAAUAUGGAGAUGACAGCAUAAAAAAAGCCCAAAAUGUGAUCAAUUGUUUCCCCAAGCAAUGGUUCAUGAAUCUGAAAGGAGAAAGAACUAUUUCUCAGUUAGAAAACUUCUGUCGAUACCUCGUACACUUAGCAGAUACAAUUUAUAGAAACAGCAUCGGAUGCUCUGAUGUGGAAAAAAGAAAUGCAAGGGAAAACAUAAAACAGAUAAUCAAGCUCCUUGCGAGUGUCCACGCGCUGGAUCACGCCGUGGCUGUCGCAGGCGAACACAAUGUGAAGGAAUUCAAGUCCUUGGUGGAAGGAAAGGCGACCUGAGACCGAACAGCCCGCUGGCUUCAGCACCAUUCCUCAUGUAUAGAUUCUGUACAUAUGUAAAGUUUCUUACACUGUAAAAUAGUGAUUCUUGUUUUAAUACAAAGAACAUUAUUAAUAUCCAAUGCUGUGUCCUUCAAUGCGAUUUCUUCAGAAUGAAAGGAGUUCCGAUUAUUUCAAGGAAGUUUUAUGAAUGCUUCCCUUAUUGCCUGUCAUACUUUGUUUACAGAAGUAUUUUAUAUGGUUAUUCCAAUUAACCCUCUUAGUUAAUUGUUCUCUGUAAACAAUGUGUGCGGUGUAAAUUGUGUAAUUAAUGCAUAUAUAUAUUUAUACCACCAUGGAGUUACUUUCACACUGGAAAUUUGUGGUUUUCUACAGAGUAAGCCUUUAACAGCAGGAAAUUAGUCAGCAAAUUGUCUUGGGAAAUCACUGCUGCAGCCAAGGGCUGGCGAGUGGCUCAGCGUCCUCCCCGUGGGGGAGCAGCGCGGGGCUGGCUGUGCUGCCUCCGUUGAGGUCGGUGUGGGCUUGACCACUGGGCGACGGUGAGCUUCCUCCACAUCAGCACUUUGUCGAACUUGGGCUUCAUGGAACUCAACAUGCAACAUAGGGUUUUCAAAAGAAUGUGGAAGUUUAAUUUUUAAAAAUAAUAGACCCACAACCUAACUGCAUGGUUUUGGGCUGUCUAUCCUGGCUCAUUCAUGAUUUUAUUCCCUGACCAGCUUACAGGUACAUGCAUUUGAAUUUGGUGUCUGUCCUUUUAAAUCCCACAUAUGUGAGUUAUAUAUGCAAUAAAUAUACGCCUUGCUGACUCGCCACACACCCAGGCAACUGAAUAUCCAUGGUCUUCUAUAAUGUUUAUACGCGGUGUAAAUACCCAGGGGACUUGUUUUAAAGUUUAUGCUUUCUGAUUCUGUGAUUUUCAAAAGAGGAACUUUUUAGAAAUUAAGGACUAUUGUUUGAUAAUGAUAUCUGUAAUUACGCUUUAGCCAAGCAUUAAAUUAAUUUUCACUUA
Messenger RNA from Myotis lucifugus (little brown bat), 3757 nucleotides. RefSeq names its product PAX3 and PAX7 binding protein 1 (gene PAXBP1). Gene Ontology annotation, cellular component: nucleus. Gene Ontology annotation, biological process: mRNA splicing, via spliceosome; positive regulation of transcription by RNA polymerase II. Lineage: Eukaryota; Metazoa; Chordata; Mammalia; Chiroptera; Vespertilionidae. The coding region runs from base 1 to 2748 and encodes 915 amino acids. The transcript is spliced from 18 exons. The record is from RefSeq and is a predicted model, not a curated record. Gene Ontology annotation, molecular function: DNA binding.